Molecule: messenger RNA, 588 nt
Organism: Sphenostylis stenocarpa
Lineage: Eukaryota; Viridiplantae; Streptophyta; Magnoliopsida; Fabales; Fabaceae
Source: the annotation of a GenBank genome assembly
AUGAAAUCAUUUCGAAGCCCGAUCUCAGUCACAAGGAUGGAUCUGGGGCAGCCUGUAGAAGAAAACUACGCUAAUCCAAACACUUGCUUCUUUCAUGUUCUCUUCAAGGCUUCAGCCUUGGCAUUUUACAUCCUCUCUGCCCUCUUUAUUGAUAACUUUGUCAUCAUUUUUGUGACGACUGUCUUUCUAGCCGCUCUUGAUUUUUGGGUAGUCAAGAAUGUGAGUGGAAGAAUUUUAGUUGGUAUGAGGUGGUGGAAUGAAAUAGAUGAUCUGGGUGAGAGUGUAUGGAAAUUUGAGUGUCUCGAUCAAGAGUCAUUGGCCCGGAUCAACAAGAAAGAUUCAUGGCUUUUCUGGUGGACACUUUACCUUACAGCAGUUGCAUGGACUAUGAUGGCAUUGUUCUCACUCAUAAAGCUGCAAGCUGAUUAUCUCCUAGUUGUUGGAGUUUGUUUGACCCUCAGUAUUGCAAAUAUUGUUGGUUUUACCAAAUGCCAAAAAGAUGCUAAGAAGCGGAUUCAACAAUUUGCCUCCCAAGCAAUUGCCUCACGGGUCUCAUCUACAUUACAGUCAGCAUUCAGUGUUGUCUGA